CCCAACCUUUCUGUACACUCCAACAACGAAAGUCUGGCGCUGUUGCAUUCCAUCAAUCGCUCUGCUGUGCUGAGAUUACACAGCGUGCCACAGAUAUCUCCAACCAGGCUGCUAUACCAAAGUCAGCUCGUGUCAGCCACGUCUGCACCAUUGAUCAUGGUGUCUUUGCGGCGCUCUGCUCGUGUCUCUGUCAAGUCCGAAUCGAAGGGAGAACGUGCGAAUGACAAUCAUACUGCCGAAGUUGCCACAGAACCGGUCAAGCGAGGCAGAAAACGCAAGGCGACAGACGACCACGAUGCAACUUCAAUGGCCCCGCCUCCUGCAACCCCAAAUCAGAAGCGCGGAAAGGUUGCCAAUGGAAGUGGUAUCAAGCCACCACCAUUCACUCCCACGCCUGCCGCCAUCGGACUGAUGAACGGCACCAGCAAAGUUGGAACGAACUACAGCACUGGAGAUAUUGACGAUCCCACUCCUCCAGCGACAAGGCCUGCCAAUGCGCACCAUACGAACGCCACUCUUGUAACACCUGGUGGUACGCAACUAGAACCAGCCUACUCCAAUUUCGAAGAAGCCUCGCCCUCCAAAGCCGGCGGCCCCAGAACCACAAGCAAGACUCUUCUGGAUGAAGCAUGCGCUCACCUUCUCCAAAUCGACUCGACCCUCACCGGCAAACUCCAGCCCGUGAUAGACCAGCACUACUGCCGCGUAUUCUCCCCCGAAGGCCUCGCUGAAAAUAUCGACCCAUUCCGCAGUCUCGCGAGUGGGAUUAUGGCGCAACAAGUCUCGGGCGCAGCGGCAUCCUCGAUCAAGAACAAAUUCAUCGCCUUGUUCCCUCCCGAAGCCUGUCCCACAGGUUUCCCGCCUCCGAAUCUCGUCGCGGCAACAGACCUCGCAAUCCUUCGCACUGCGGGCUUGAGUCAGCGCAAAGCAGAGUAUAUCCAAGGUCUGGCCCAGAAGUUCGACACGGGUGAGAUCACGACGAAACAGCUCAUGACGGGAUCGGAUGAGGAUGUCAUGCGGGAUCUUGUCGCUGUCCGAGGACUGGGCGCUUGGUCGGUGGAGAUGUUUAUGUGUUUUGGCUUGAAGAGGUUAGAUGUGUUUAGUACGGGCGAUUUGGGUGUACAGAGGGGUAUGGCCGCGUACAUGGGGAGAGACGUGAGUAAGUUGAAAGCCAAAGGGGGCGGGAAGUGGAAGUAUAUGAGUGAGAAGGAGAUGGUGGAUUUAGCAGAGAAGUUCCGACCCUAUCGGAGCUUGUUUAUGUGGUACAUGUGGCGCAUCGAAAACGUCGAAGUAGCUGCCGUGCAGGAUAAUGCGGAGAAGUGAGAGGCCAGCUUCCACUGUAUCUCUCUAUAGGUUUCAGCUCAUGUAUGCGACUUCGCGCGGAGUGAGACAGACUGCAGCUCUUCAGUCCAGAUGGUGACCAUCUCCUGAAGAGUACCAUCUGCCAAUUCGGAAGGUCACUCUCGCGGACAUGAGUCUGAUAGACUUGCACGUCCUCUAAUGUGUCGUCUCUAGUCACAAGAUGACUGGUCCAGUGGAUCCCGUAGGGAAUAGAAUCAUGAAGGAAGGGAGACUUUGGGGCCACGAUACGAUGAGAAUGUAAAGCUCGCGAGCUCGUACUACAAAGGCCUGUCACAGCUAUCUGUUGUACUCUUUCUCUUCUAUACAAUGCGUAUUCGUGACAGAUGGCAAAUAACAUCUCCGAGCAGGCAUAGUCA
Messenger RNA from Sphaerulina musiva SO2202, 1718 nucleotides. RefSeq names its product DNA glycosylase. The transcript is spliced from 4 exons. Gene Ontology annotation, cellular component: protein-DNA complex; nucleus. The record is from RefSeq and is a predicted model, not a curated record. Gene Ontology annotation, biological process: DNA alkylation repair; base-excision repair, AP site formation; base-excision repair. NCBI's taxonomy places the organism in Eukaryota, Fungi, Ascomycota, Dothideomycetes, Mycosphaerellales, Mycosphaerellaceae. Gene Ontology annotation, molecular function: DNA-7-methylguanine glycosylase activity; DNA-3-methyladenine glycosylase activity; alkylated DNA binding. Bases 157 to 1323 code for a protein of 388 amino acids.